AUGAUUCAAUUUUCAAGUGACGAUUACUCAACCUUAAAGAGUACCUUGCUUGAAAUGUGGGUUCCAAUCGUAGGUGUUCAUACACCCGCUGAUUUAUGGACAAAGAAUUACGUCAAAGCCUUUUGCUCUAUUGUUAAGAUGGACAACUUCCCCACUGCACUACAGAACAAGAUGAAAAGAACAAAUGAAGAAUUUUGCAAGCGUAGCGUUUUCAAAACAAACUUUCAGAGUUUUUUCGAUACUCAGCCACCCUUUCAACUCAGUGAAGCAAUACUGACGGGAAGUUUGAGUGAAGGUCUUUUUCUCUAUUCGCUAGAGCCACCAGAUAUGGACAUCAUGUGUGUGUUAAAGAAUAUCACGUUUUCGCAAGAAGAUCAGAAAAACGGUAGCUUGCAGUUAAGAGAAGAUACGCCUUUUGUUUACGCAUUUGUGACAAAGAAAGAGACACAACAACUCUGGGGUGAGUUUUUUUACGAUGUUGGUACACAAGCAGGAAAGCAUCGGUUGUCCUCAAGAAAAUUGAAAGAAAAGCUGCAAGAUAACUACCAAAAGACAAGCAGAAUGUUCCAUACUAUGGGCGAGGAAGAGCUUGAACAAAUUAAUGAAGGUGCAGCAGCGACCGUUCGUAAGCCUAAACCUUCAUUGUCUUCCUUCCAGUAUUUUGUAGAAAUAUUUCAGAAGUUGUUAAGGCAACCAGUGAAUGAGCUAUAUAACCUACACAUAGAUAGAAGUCAGUUUCACGAUGACAUGUUAUACCAACUAGUUCCUUCCAGUGACAUUGUGUUGUCUAUAUACUGCGAGGGAUGGCCAUCCUGUGCGAGAGAAUGGAUGACGCGAGAACGACUUUGGCCUCAAAUACAUUCAGUGGAAAAAAUCACACAAUCUGGAUUUCAUAUUGUCCCAAAGAGUUCGUCUGAUGGAGAUUUUCGUUUGUCUUUCUCUGGUGCUGAAUCCAUGUUGAUCGAGACUCUCUUACCAUUACAACACAGAGUUAUGAGAGCUUUCAAAGCGGUAGUGAAAUAUCAUGAAAACACCUGGAGUCCAAAUCUGAAGGAUAUUAUAUCAAGUUAUCAUUUGAAAACUAUUGCAUUUUGGCAUUUCGAGAAAUCCUCACAAAAAUCUUGGACUGAAGAAACUUUAGUUCAUCAUCUUGUUACAUUACUCCAGGAGUUCGCAGAAGCUUUGAGAAUACAAAAUCUUCCAAUGUACUUUAUGCCAAAAUUUAACCUCCUCCAAGAUGUUGACGAUCCCGAAGUCACGCUGGACUUAAUGGAAAAGAUUUCACAACUUGCACACAAUUUCUCUGCGAUAUCUGAAGCUGUACACAAUUGCAAUACUUUAAAAUUGCUUUUCGCGACUGCCUCCGAUCAUUAUAACCUUGCAAACAUAUUCGUCACCUUACGUGAAGAAAAAUUGAAAAAAGCGCAAGAAAACUGUGAAGUUUCAUUCACCUUCUACGAUGUCUUCGUAGCUAUGGAGAAACUCGUAAAUAGAUAA
This is a messenger RNA of Paramuricea clavata, 1497 nucleotides long. NCBI's taxonomy places the organism in Eukaryota, Metazoa, Cnidaria, Anthozoa, Malacalcyonacea, Plexauridae. The record is from the annotation of a GenBank genome assembly.